UUAACUCUCAAGAAAAUGGUUUCGUACAAGUUUAUCAUACUUUUGUUUAUAUCGGGCAAAUUCACUACAGUACUCUCGCUCAGGAAUCUGGCCGAACUCACCCUCGCUAAUAAUGAUACACAUCAAGUCCUACAAUCCGCUGAUCAACAUACAGAGGUCAAAGGACCGGACAGUAAUUUAAAAACUCAAAAACCUCUUGAAGGACAAGAAAAUCAAUUAGAACAACAACAACAAGAGUCACAAGUACAAGAACAACAACAACAAGAGUCACAGGUACAGGAAGUUAAUGAUAGGGUUGCCGAUCCUGCAAAAGGAGAUCUUUCCGAGAAAAAACAAGAAAAAGAGUUAGAACUUCCUCCUAAGGAAAAUCAAGAACACACUGUUAGUGAUCAAGGAGAACACUCUACUGAGGGGACCAAAAAACAAACUACUCAGGAGAGCAAAGAGGUUAAAAAUGCCUUACCAGAACGUGAAGGUGAUUUGGUAAGUCAAAAUGCUAAACGUACAGAAGGAUCAGAUGGUCAUACAGAAGAAGCCUCAGUUGAAGCCGGUGGAUCAGGUGGAGGUGGAAAAGCCGGUAAACCAGAACCUGGAUCAGUUAUCCAGCCACCACCUGAAAAAGUUGAACAAAGAGAAGAAGGGGUUAAUAGUGAAGAUAAUAGAGUUACUGGAGAGCUUGGAGCUAAGAGACCCGCUGCUGAAAGAGGUAGCGAGGGUCCCCCGGGUCAACCUGGAGAGUUAUCCAGGCCAGCUCAAGAAGAAGGCCAGACUGAUUCAAGAUCACAAUUACCCGGCCCAGAAGCAGCAUUAAGUCCCUCUGGUAAGGGAUCAGAAUUACCCAACCCAGAUCAAAGACAAGUAACUGAUACGAAUGGAGACGGUUCUGGUGGUACUACUGUCACAAAAGGCGCUACUUCUGAAAAUGCUUUGAAUUCUGGCGGUGCUUCUGCUACUGGAGAUCGGUCUACUGGUUCUAGAGCUCCGGCCGAACCACAGGUAACUAGUACGACCGUUUUGAAUACUGGUGGCAGUGGUUCCAUGAAUAAUCCUACUGGUACACGGUUGAAUCAUGGAGGUAGUGCUGGUAACUUGUUACCAUCAGUUCCUAGGGUUGAAGAAUUACCUUCAAGAGCAAGUGCUUCAUUAAUACAUCCUUUAACACCUGAUGAAACUACUAUUAGACCCAGUGUUCCUCAACUAGCCGGUGCUGAAACAACUGUUAGAUCACAAACCAAACAAGUCCCAAUCAAUCCUCUUCCUAACACUAGUUCUACCAAUGCAACUCCACCGCCAACUCCUAAUCCAGUAACACUUCCUACUGUGUUACCAUCUAGCCCAAGAGCUCCAGAUGCAGCUCCGAAUACUCCUCAGGCAACACCUAAUACUUCACCACCUAAUACUCCACCCACUACUCCUGCAAACAAAGACGAUGGAGUGAAAAAUGUGUUAAUGAGCGUGUUGAGAGAGUUGGAGAGGAGUUUGGAUGAGGUGAAUGAAAUUGAACUAUCACGUCCUGAAACACCAAAUAAACAAUCUUUAUGCGAUGUUUUAAAUACUACGACCACGAACAUAUGUCAAACAAAUUCUAACCCAGCUAACGCGGGGAACACUGGUGCCCCUGUGAACCCCGAGUUACUAGGCCUGGUGAACAGAUACUACGUGAACAACGCGUGUGUGACUGAGAACUCACUGAAUCAAUUGUACAACAGUGGCGACUUUUCAUACAAAUUGUUGUCCAAACACUUGGCACAGUUUAGUAAAAAAGCGCCAAACAAAACUGUUCAAACGGUUUAUGACAAGUCUGUACCAGUAGUAACAAAGUUAACUGAAUUAUUCAAAGACGCUGAAACGGCUCUAGUUUCAGACACUGUGAAGAAGUUACUGGAAAAAAGAUACUCAGUUUUAACCACGGCACUCUGCGGUGUCGCAAAUAACCAACAAGACUUUCUCUCCAGCACUGAGCUCAACAAUAACCACGUCACACUCUCACUCAAUGAAGAAGACUUCAUCAAUCAAGCGACUAAAGAAUUGAUGAAGGCGUAUGAGCCAAUGGUGGAGUUGCUGAGGGAGUUUAACACUUUGUUACCGAAGCUGUUUGAGUUAUUUGAGGAAGGAUUUGAGAAUAAAAUUAAUUUAGUUUCUUCACUAGCACAUGUUAAACCUCAGGAGUCCACUGCCAGUAGUGGUACUCGUAGUGGGUCCGGUACUGGUAAUACGGGUGUGGUACCUGGUGGUGGUGGAAAUGCUGGACCUCCAGCACAUGCGCUGAUACAGUAUGUAGAUGAUCAGGAUAGAGAAAUAGCCGCAGUUCAUGGGCAUCCAUCUUUGAUUCAAAGAAUUAAAUCUCUAUUACAAAUUAAUUCUCCUGCUGAUCCAGCUCCCACUAGACCUAACGAACCGGCUCCAGCACGUAAACAGCCUCCUAGACGGGAACCCGGUACAUCUGGUCAGUCUAGACCCAGUGGUCCAGAUUCCACCCCUGUGAAUGGGUUAAGGUUAUUGGAUAGAGCAUCACCAGGAGGUGUUAAUGUGGAUCAACAUACUCCUAGAACUGCUACUUCGGGUUUAACUCCACUACCGGGUCCCCAGGCUCCAAGUAAUCCAGGCACUGGAAACUCUGGACAAGGUAAUGUGGUUCCCAGUCCCCCAGCGCCUAUUAAUCCUGGUGCUGGACUUGGCAGUGCAGAUGCCCCCGGUGAGACUGAUGGGUCUGAAGGGGUAUUUGGAGGUUUAAAGAGAAGGCUGAAAUCUCUGGUAUCCAAUUCACCGGGUCAACCCGCAACUAAAAAUGUACAACAUGAAAUUGAUGAUGAGCUUUUAACCGCGGCGUAUGCACAGUUUGAACACUUGGGACUCUUUAAAACUAAAAAUGGGAAAUUAGUUCCCGAACUCGAUGAACAAAAAGUUAAAACACUCGUUCGAUCCAAUCUACUCUCACUCAAUGAGUUUGAUUCGAUGUAUAAUUUGGUGAUUGGUCCGCAGCGUUCGAUGCAUGGGUUGUAUGAGUUUGUGGAGCAUUUGUUGUUGUCGCCAGAUGCUGAUGAGAAGAUUUCCGCUUUAAACGACAAGAAGUUGAUGGAGCAAAUCAACAAGGUUGUCAGUCCCUUGGAAGAUUUAUAUGAACAAGUAAAGUCAAAUUCCAAAGAUUUAAGGCUAAGAAUGCCAAAAAUUCCAGUAGAAGAAACUGUUACAGUGAGGAGAACAAAGAGAGGCGCCGCUGAACAUAGGCCAAGCACUGCUGGUUCAAGCUUUCAAGUAGUUUCAAACUCAAGUGGAGUCAAAGUCUCACAAGAAGGCCAAUUAGCCAAAAUUAAAAACCUGUUCAAACCACUCUUGGGAAAUGGUAUGACGGGAUCGACGUGGUUUUUAGUAGUAUCAUCGGUUUUAAUUAUACUAAUAUAAUAAUAUUAU
This is a messenger RNA of Theileria parva strain Muguga, 3411 nucleotides long. RefSeq names its product putative integral membrane protein. The record is from RefSeq and is a predicted model, not a curated record. Lineage: Eukaryota; Apicomplexa; Aconoidasida; Piroplasmida; Theileriidae. The transcript is spliced from 4 exons. Bases 16 to 3402 code for a protein of 1128 amino acids.